Molecule: messenger RNA, 3412 nt
Organism: Aphidius gifuensis
Lineage: Eukaryota; Metazoa; Arthropoda; Insecta; Hymenoptera; Braconidae
Product: protein PFC0760c-like
Exons: 8
Coding region: 86-3412 (1108 amino acids)
Source: RefSeq, a predicted model, not a curated record
UGAUUACUUGUGGACAUGUGUAUUGAAUAAUUGAUCAAUCCAACACCUGAUGGAUUAUUAUUUUUGAGAUGAUCUGGAUCGAGUUAUGUCCGGGUGUGUUGAACGUUGUCAUCAACACGUGUCCCCGAUGACAGGAUCCAUUCAAUUGGGGCCAAUACAGCCCCAUGCUAUGCCAUAUUCAAAAAUUCAAAUGCCAAAUUUUAUUGCUCAUAAUGAACAAUUGACAGUGUCACCAAAUCAACAACGGAACAAAGGAACAAUGACACUUUCACAAUUUCAUCAAAAAACACCAAUUCAACUUACACCUCUUUGGGAACACGUGGUACGCACACAAGAAUUUCCCAGUGAGGUUGAUAAACAGCUGACAUUUGAUGAGAUAACAGAAAGAUUACGUGAUCCUGAAUGGGAAGUACGACAGCAUGCAUUACGUGUGCUAAUUGAUGUUUUACCGACAUUGAAAAAUGAUGCUGUUGAUGAUUUGAUGGUGUCAGUUGUGCCAGAACUUGUUAAUAAUUUAGGUCAUUUAGCACCAGCUGUAAGAAAAGGUGGUCUUGAUGCACUCAGGGUUUAUUUGGUAUGCAGUCAAAAGCCAGAUGACAUUGUCAAUAAUAUUCUUGAGGCUAGUUUAAAACAUCAUGAUAUUCAGGAUAGUAUUAAAACAAGUAUUACUGCUGGUGUUAUAUUGAGUACACCGUCUUUACUUUUUUCAACGUUAUCAAAUACCACAAAUUUAACAAGGCAAACAUUAAAGCUGGCUAUUAAUUAUUUAGCUAAUUAUCUAGUUCAAGUUACGCAUCAAGAAUCAGCUUUAAAAUCACUUGUUAAAAUUCGUGAUACAAUUGGUAAUGAUGAAUUUAUAAAUUUACUAAAUGAAUGUGAUCCAAAGUAUAAAAUUGAUUUUGAAAAUAUUUGUCAAGAUUAUGAUGUUAAUGAUAAAUCAUUGAAGAAAAAAAAAAAAAAGAAAAAAACUAAAAAAAAGAAAAUUAAUUCAGCUGAAAUUAAUGAAAAUAAUAAUAAUGAUAAUGUUGAUGAUAAUGUUGAUGAUGAAUCGAAAAUUCCACCAUCAAGAGUAGUUUUAGAAACAGAAAUAAAAUUUAAUUCUGAAACGGCAAUUAUGAUGACAAUUUUAGAAGAAAAAAAUAGUGAUUCAGAUGAUGAAAGAGAAAAUAAUGAUGAUGAUGAUGAUGAUGAAGACAAUGAUGAUGGUGAUGAAUAUUUUUCUGUUGAUAAAUUAAAGAGUAAAUUUGAUGAUAAAUUAAAAAUAACAGAACUUGAAGCACAAAAUGAAUGGAUUGAACGAAGAAAAACACCAAGACGAGUACAUUUUGGUGGUGAAAUUGUUAAAUUAAGAACACCAGAUAGUGAUGAUUCUGAUGUUAUUCAUCAGACAAAAAUACCACUUCCAAUAACACCAGUAACUAAAAUGCCACUUCAUAAAUCACGAGUGUCAUCGAUAAAUAAAAUGAAUAAACAUUCAAAAAAUAAUCAAAGAAGAUCUAGAUCAGCUUCUAGCUCACCCAAACGUAAAUACUACAUUCAUGAUGCAAGCUUGAGUCCAAAAAAAAGUAUAUUAACUAAAACAAAUGAUUAUGAAUAUUUUAGCAGUCAUCAAAUGAAUAGAAGAAAAUCAAAAUCAUUGGAAGAUGAAUUAUAUUUCAAGGGUGAAGCUGAUGAAGAUUUUAAUAUCAACGAAAAUGAUCGUAGUUGGUCAUUUGAAGUUUUUCAAGAUACUGACAAUGAUGGUGAUGAUGAUGAUGAAUCAAUUGAACCAAUUAAAAUAAUAUCAGAUAAAGCGACAUUAAAUAAAUCAAAAAAAAAAAGAAAAUUAAAAUCAGCUGGUGAAAUAACAACGACAAUUGCUGAGGUACAUAAUGAGCAUAUUAAAUCAGAUGAUGAAAAAAUAAAUGAAGCUUAUUUAAAUGAUCAUUCAAUUAAUGAUGUAGCUGAUAAAAAAAAUUAUCUACAAGUGCCACAAAUAAUAAUACAAACAGAUAAACUAAAAAAUAAUACAAAAGCAUUUAAUAAACAUAAUAAAAAUGAUGAAAAUUUAGAAAAAAGACCAAAUACAACACCAGGUUUAAUUGAAACAAUUGAUACAUCAUUUGAUAAUGAAUUAAAGGUAAAAAAAAAAAAUGAACAACGAUCACAAUCAAGUUUAUCACGUAAAGCAAGCUAUGAAGCAUUUCCAAAAAAAGAAAGAAAUUAUAUUUACAUGGAAUUAUCAAGUCCAGCUAAAGUUGAACCAACUAGUCGUGAAGUUUCACCAUCUCGUAGUGAUUCAAAGCUACCAACAGCCAAUUCUGUUGAACCUAAUGCUGAACAAUUGCAAAAUACUACUGAUAAUAAAAUCAUCAACAGUGUGAUUGUUGAAAAUAAAGAAGAUGAUAGUAAUAAAAAUAAUCUAGAUGAUGAUGUUAAAAUUAAAAGUUCAAUUGUUGCUGAGAAGAAAAGCAGUGAUGAUGUUGAUGACAGUGGCGAAAGUAGAAAUGGCAGUUCUGACAGUGGACCAAAAUUAAAUGAAGAAAAUUGGGAAGAACUUGGACUAGUUAAUCAGGAAGUUCUUGAUGAUCUACACAAUAAGGAUGACUGGCGAGCAAGAGUUCGAGCAUUGGAAAGAAUUGCAUCGGCAUUGAGAACAUCCUCGUCAUUAAUUGCAAUUGAGCCAAGACUUGGAUCCCUACUGCAAGCUGUUCUUGGUGGUGAAAGAAGUUGUAAAGUUGCUGCUGCUGGAAUGUCUGUUGCUAGGGUUGUCAUUGCCGGAGUUACAGAAGAAGCACUUAGACGUCGUUUACCACAAAUUGCAUGGGGUUUGACUCGUCAGGGUGGACCAAAUGCUGCUCAAUUAUCUAGAAUUGUCAUGUUGCGUCUUAGGCCAACAUUAUUUUUUGAACAAUUACUUCAACCUCAUUGCAUUGAUGCUCGAAAUGCCAAGACAAGAGAAAAUGCACUUCAGCUUUUGAUCUUCUCGUUGGUAACAUUUCCCAGUACUGAGUUCAAAGUAGAGAAUGUUGCAAACAAAGUGGCUUUGAUGGUGGGUGACAAAAGGCGAAGGGUGAGACAAGCAGCUCUAGAUACUCUUGCGGUACUUGCACAGAUUUACGAACCCGAGGAAACACUUCAAGCUGGUAAUAGAGCAGCUAAAAAACUCAAAGAGGGUAACAAUAUGAUGGCAGCAAUACGAGCAAGAAUAUCUAGAAAAUCAUUACCAAUGGUAUCAGCUGAUGGACUUGUUGUUUAUGGCUUACAAAUAUCACCAAAAUUACAAAUAACAACUGGUCCAGAUGUCGAUUGGAUUCUUGCUGGUACUGGAUCUGUUUCACCUGGUACUGGUAGAGCAAGAGGACAAAUUAUAUCAACAACUUCUAAGCCUGAAUCAACAAAUAUCAAUUGGUAUCAUCAACAGAUCAAGUAA